Molecule: messenger RNA, 3140 nt
Organism: Sphaerodactylus townsendi
Lineage: Eukaryota; Metazoa; Chordata; Lepidosauria; Squamata; Sphaerodactylidae
Gene: SLC40A1
Product: solute carrier family 40 member 1
Exons: 8
Coding region: 255-2012 (585 amino acids)
Biological process (GO): iron ion transmembrane transport
Cellular component (GO): basolateral plasma membrane
Molecular function (GO): peptide hormone binding; iron ion transmembrane transporter activity
Source: RefSeq, a predicted model, not a curated record
GCCGGAGACGUCCCGGGCGCUUUUCCGCAGCCUCGCGGGUCCCUCGCAGCCCUCGGCCCAUAAGGCCAUCUCUUUCCCCUCUUCAGCUACAGUGCUAGCUAAGCGGGGGAAGCCCACCGGGAGAGAAGCCGCUUUGCGCCCGCUGCGCCCUCCUCGCCGCUCCCGUGCGCCCUCCUCGCCGCCCCGGUGCGCCCUCCUCGCCGAGCGCUCCCGCAGCCGCCGCCCGGGCGCCUCGCACAGCCAGCUCCAGAGCCAUGGCCCGCUCCAGCGCCGACGCGCAACCCGACGCCCGAGGAUGCUGCGGAUCCUGUGGCGAUUACUUAAGAUCUGCCAAAUUCCUCCUCUAUGUUGGGCAUGCUCUCUCCACUUGGGGGGACCGCAUGUGGCACUUUGCAGUGUCCCUCUUCCUGGUCGAACUGUAUGGGAACAGCCUCCUUUUGACAGCUGUUUAUGGACUGGUGGUGGCCGGGUCCGUCCUUCUUCUGGGAGCCAUCAUUGGGGACUGGGUAGACAAGAACCCGAGGCUUAAAGUGGCCCAGUCGUCUUUAAUUGUGCAGAACGCAUGCGUCAUUUUGUGCGGCGUCCUUCUGAUGAUGGUCUUCCUAUUCAAGGCUGAGUUGGUGGCCUUGUAUCAAGGCUGGCUGCUUACACUGUGCUAUAUCCUGGUCAUCACGAUCGCCAACAUCGCUAAUUUGGCCAGCACAGCCACCGGCAUUACCAUCCAGAGGGACUGGGUGGUUGUCGUUGCCGGGGACAACAGAAGCAAACUGGCAGAUAUGAACGCUACGAUAAGAAGAAUCGAUCAGCUGACCAAUAUCUUGGCCCCGAUGGCUGUUGGGCAGAUCAUGACCUUUGGAUCGCCAGUUAUUGGCUGCGGCUUCAUUUCGGGCUGGAAUUUGGUUUCCAUGUGCUUGGAAUAUCUGCUGCUCUGGAACGUGUACCAGAAAACACCUGCCUUGGCUCACAAAGCCAGCAGCAAGAUCGAGGAGUCGGAAUUAAAGCAGCUGAACAAUCUGAAAGAGAGUGAAUCGAAGCCCAAUGAAGGAGUCAAAUUAAUUGACGGGAAAGACGUGUCUGUCUUUGAGCCCUCCCAGGAAGAGGUCUCUUGUUGCUCUCGGAUGGCGGAGCCAGUCACUACCUUCCGGGAUGGAUGGGUUGCUUACUACAACCAGCCGGUGUUCCUCGCAGGCUUGGGCCUUGCGUUCCUCUACAUGACCGUUUUAGGCUUUGACUGCAUCACCACGGGCUACGCCUACACUCAGGGAUUGAGCGGCUCCACUCUAAGUCUUUUGAUGGGGGCCUCAGCCAUAACUGGAAUCAUGGGCACAGUCGCGUUCACCUGGCUGCGCCGUAGGUGCGGGCUGGUGCGCACGGGCAUCAUUUCCGGAAUAGCCCAGUUUGCCUGCCUGCUCCUGUGUGUGAUUUCAGUCUUCAUGCCAGGGAGUCCUUUGGACCUGUCCGUGUCCCCUUUCGCGGACAUCAGCGCCAGAUUGUUUGAAAGCAGUCCGCUGCCCACAAUGGCGCCCGAAGCUGCGAUACCCGAAGUGCCCUUUACGACCAUCAUGCCUGUCUUGGCAAAUGAAUCCCUAUCCGUUAACGGGACGGAUCCCGGAAUGACUCCUGACUUCGUGCCUCUUGUCUCUGUCAGCCUCCUAUUUGCUGGAGUCAUUGCUGCUAGGAUUGGCCUGUGGUCCUUCGAUCUGACUGUCACGCAGCUGAUCCAGGAAAAUGUGGUAGAAUCCGAAAGAGGUAUCAUCAACGGUGUCCAGAACUCCAUGAAUUACCUUCUGGACCUGCUGCAUUUCAUCAUGGUCAUCCUAGCCCCAAACCCGGAAGCUUUCGGAUUGCUGGUUCUCAUCUCUGUCUCCUUUGUUGCCAUGGGUCACAUCAUGUACUUCCGCUUUGCUCAGAAAACUCUGGGGAGCAGCGUCUUCCGGUGCUGUUCUCGUGAGCCAAGGGUGGGCGCCGACGACUCUGCGCCUUCUGAUGCUUCGGAAGCCUUGAGUGCCUAGAGAGCUCUUGUUCUUUCCUAGUCUUGUUUUCACGACCCAUGUAAAAUGGCGGGCUGUUUUAUGGUCCAAGGCAACUGACUGUCCUCAAAACAAGGGAUGCUCAAAGCUCUGCCUACCCAAGCUUGCAACCAGUCCUGCCUUCCCACACCUCCCGACCGGUACCGUUAUUGGUCGGUUGUCCAAGUAUGGGCAUUUUCCAGUGAGCUUAUUUAUUCCCAGGGAGGCUUCACAAGGAGCUUAACAAUUAGCUACGAUUUAAAGCAUUCAUUUUUGGGGUGGGAAGAAAAGUAGAGACCCAGACAUUGCAUUAUGUGUAAUAUGAUUAGGGUUUUUUUACCCCCAUAUGUAACAUAGAUUAACUAUGUUUGCUUCAAGGAAUUAACUGAUAAGCAUGACCAAAAAUGUUACACAAACGGGAUGAAAAGAUGUUGUGCUUUGUAAAUCGCCAAAGCUCUGGUGCGUGCCUAUGACAAAAAAAGGCCUUUUUUGUGAUGUUUGACUUUGCAGAAGCAUCUUUGUUGUUUGUGUAUAUUAGUUGUUGAAUAAGAAAUAGCGCAAAAUAUUGAGAGUAUACAUGUAGCACUUCCUAGGAACUGAGAAUAUAGCAAAAGCUAUAUGUGUAUCAUAACAUUGUUAAGCAUAUUUUUUCCUGUACCAGCACUGUAUAUAUUAUACUUUGGAUUCAUAGAGUUAAGGACCAGGUAAUUCAAAUUCAGGGCAUGAGGAUAUAGGACACAGAGACAGACCCAGAGUUCUAAGGAAGCCUUUUUUCAAAAUAUAAAAUAGGUACUGAAAGUCUCAAACCACUUAGUUCAGGGUCUCCCCCCUGACUUUGCAAAAGUUGUCCAGAACUAUAUCAUAUUUGAGGAUUGUGGUUGAGAUGUAAUCCUUUAGUAACUUUUCUACACAGGCAUUUUGGACUAAAACAGAAUUUGUUCCAAGAAUAUAUUGGAACAAAGUAGAGUAUAUUUAUUGGAACAAAGUAGAGUAUACUCAAACAAGAGUAUAUUCAUUGUGGUUGGGGGUGGGGGUGGGAGAAAUGUUGUGCAUGGGGUAGAAAAUGUUGACAGAGAGACAUUUUUCUCUCUUUCUCACAACACUAGAACCAGGGGGCAUCCAUUGAAAAUG